AUGGACGACCUCUACGACGAGUUCGGUAAUUACAUCGGAGAGGCCGAGUCGGACGAGGAGCAAAAUGACCAGGUCCCGCAAGCUUUCAAAUUCGACGAGGCUUUUGGAGACGAGGAGGAAGAUGAGGAGAUCAAUGAUCAGCAAUUAAUGGAGGUCGAUGAAGGACCUUCAAAUGCCGUGAUCCUCCACGAAGACAAACAAUACUACCCAAGUGCUCAACAAGUAUACGGCGCCGAUGUCGAGACUAUGGUCCAGGAAGAAGAUGCGCAACCUCUGUCUGAGCCGAUCAUCGCCCCCGUUCAGCAGAAGAAAUUUGCGCUCGCAGAGACCGACCUUCCUCCGGUGUAUUUCUCUCGGGAGUUUAUGUCCGACCUUCUCAAUUUUCCGGAACAAAUCAGAAAUGUCGCUGUUGUGGGCCAUCUGCACCAUGGCAAGACCGCGUUUAUGGACAUGCUCGUGAAACAGACCCACGACCUGACGGAGCGAUUACAGAAGCGGAUAGGCAAGCGCAAGGAAGAACAGCUUCGAUACACCGAUGUGCAUUUCCUAGAACGUGAGCGUGGUCUCUCGGUCAAGGCAGCGCCAAUGAGCUUAGUCCUUCCUGGAACCAAGGGCAAGUCCCAUCUUCUCAACAUCAUUGAUACUCCCGGUCAUGUGAACUUUGUGGACGAGGUCGCUGCGUCAAUUCGCUUGGCUGACGGUAUCGUGCUGAUCGUCGAUAUUGUGGAGGGCGUCCAGGCGAAUACGGAGCAAAUCAUUAAGCAUGCUGUCUUGGAGGAUCUUCCACUGACCCUGGUCGUCAAUAAAAUGGAUCGCCUUAUCCUAGAGCUUAAGCUGCCGCCAAAUGAUGCCUAUUUCAAGUUGAAGCAUGUAAUUGAAGAGGUCAAUACAAUCAUCGAGAACGUUUUGCCAGGCCAAGGUGAACGCCGCCGAGUGAGCCCGGAGAAGGGCAACGUUGCCUUCGCAUCCAGUUCAAUGAAUUGGUGCUUCACUCUGCAGUCGUUCGCCAGAAUGUAUGCGGACACCUACCCCCGCCUUGACUCCACUGAAUUCGCUGCUCGACUUUGGGGAGAUAUCUUCUAUAAUCCCCGCAGUCGGAAAUUUACCCGCAAGGGCGUGGAAGAGAACUCAAAGCGUUCCUUUGUCAAGUUUGUCCUGGAGCCAAUUUACAAGCUCUAUUCACAUACACUUAGUGAGAGCCCCGAAGAUCUCAAAGAAACGCUUGCUAGCGUGGGUGUCAGUCUAAAGCCGUCCCAACUGAAGACCGAUGCGAAGGAGCUACUGAACCUGGUUUGUGAGCAAUUCUUCGGGCCUCCCACUGGUUUUGUGGACAUGGUUGUCCAGCACGUUCCUUCCCCAGUUGAUGGGUCUCAAAGACUAUUGGAGCGGUAUUACACUGGUCCCUUGGACUCGAAGGUUGCGUCAUCUAUGGCUUCUUGUGAUAACGAUGGACCUCUCGUCAUUCACGUCACGAAAUUGUUCAGCACCACCGAUGCCACGGGCUUCUCCUCCUUUGGAAGGGUUAUGAGUGGUACUGCCAGACCCGGCCAGCAGGUUCGCGUUCUCGGUGAGGGUUACACCCCCGAAGAUGAGGAAGACAUGGUCAUCGCGACUAUUUCAGACACCUGGAUUGCGGAAACCGCUUACAACAUCUCUACUGAUGGUGUUCCCGCAGGUAAUUGGGUUCUGCUUGGAGGUGUAGACAACUCUAUUGUGAAAACAGCAACUCUAGUGCCUCAGAAGCUGGAAGAUGAUGAAGAACCAUAUAUCUUCAGACCCAUUCGACACAUGACUGAGUCUGUAUUUAAGGUUGCGGUGGAGCCAGUCAAUCCAUCGGAACUGCCUAAGAUGCUGGAUGGCUUACGCAAGAUCAACAAGAGCUACCCCUUGAUCUCCACAAAAGUGGAGGAAUCUGGUGAGCACGUUGUUUUAGGCACAGGUGAACUAUACAUGGACUGUGUGCUUCAUGAUCUUCGGCGGUUGUACUCCGAGAUGGAGAUCAAGGUCUCUGACCCGGUCACCCGUUUCUGUGAGACGGUGGUUGAAACUUCUGCCAUGAUGUGCUACUCAAUCACCCCGAACAAAAAGAACAAAAUAACAAUGAUCGCCGAGCCAUUGGACGAGGGAAUUGCAGAGGACAUCGAGAGUGGCAAGGUCAACAUCAAAGAUCCGAUCCGCAAGGUCGCUCGCUACUUUGAAGAGCAUUAUGACUGGGAUAAGCUUGCUGCUCGCAGCAUCUGGGCAUUUGGCCCUGAGGAGAUGGGCCCAAACAUUCUCCAGGACGACACAUUACCCUCCCAGGUGGACAAAAAGCUUCUAGGAACCGUCCGAGACUCCAUUACUCAGGGAUUUAGCUGGGGAGCAAGAGAAGGCCCCCUGUGUGAAGAACCCAUUCGGAACACCAAGUUCAAACUCACAGAUGUAUCACUUGCUGAUCAAGCCAUCUAUCGUGGCGGAGGCCAGAUUAUCCCCACGGCUCGUCGGGCUGUAUACUCGUCAUUUUUGAUGGCUUCUCCCCGACUUAUGGAGCCGAUAUAUUCCUGCACCAUGACGGGUCCUGCGGAUGCGGUAGCUUCGGUGUAUACCGUCUUGUCACGCCGGCGAGGCCACGUCUUGUCCGACGGCCCUAUUGCCGGAACCCCCCUCUACUCCGUGCGAGGCCUUAUCCCGGUGAUUGACUCGUUCGGUUUCGAGACGGAUCUUCGCAUCCAUACCCAAGGCCAGGCCAUGGUCAGUCUUGCGUUUGAUAAAUGGAGUGUAGUACCUGGAGAUCCGCUGGACCGUGAUGUUCAAUUGAAGCCACUUGAGAUGGCCGGGGCCAUGGCCACUGCCCGGGACUUUGUCCUGAAAACGAGACGGCGCAAGGGUUUAGCAGAGGAUGUGACAGUCAGCAAGUUCCUAGAGCCGGAACUGUGGAAAGGACUGAAAGAGAGUGGUGUUUUGGACUCAUGA
Messenger RNA from Penicillium verhagenii, 2952 nucleotides. Its product is annotated as U5 snRNP component Snu114, putative. Gene Ontology annotation, cellular component: U2-type catalytic step 2 spliceosome; U4/U6 x U5 tri-snRNP complex; cytosol. The transcript is spliced from 4 exons. Bases 1 to 2952 code for a protein of 983 amino acids. Gene Ontology annotation, molecular function: GTPase activity; GTP binding; U5 snRNA binding. NCBI's taxonomy places the organism in Eukaryota, Fungi, Ascomycota, Eurotiomycetes, Eurotiales, Aspergillaceae. The record is from RefSeq and is a predicted model, not a curated record. Gene Ontology annotation, biological process: mRNA splicing, via spliceosome.